Messenger RNA from Fusarium subglutinans, 420 nucleotides. RefSeq lists its product as uncharacterized. The transcript has 3 exons. The coding region runs from base 1 to 420 and encodes 139 amino acids. Lineage: Eukaryota; Fungi; Ascomycota; Sordariomycetes; Hypocreales; Nectriaceae. The record is from RefSeq and is a predicted model, not a curated record.
AUGUCUUCAGUUCCCACGCACUUCAUCAUUAUCAUCGACGGCCAACACGUAGCCAAGCCAGAGGAUGACCGUGAUGAAACCCGUCCUGCUCAGGUUGGAGAGAAACCAGCUACCUUUGAGCUUGAUGGAAACCACCUCAUAAGUGGUGAUUGGGCCCUGGGCUUGAGAAAGCUUGAAGGUCAUGUCACUAGUACCAGAGCGCCUUAUCUGGCUAUUUGCUGGUUCAAAAAGGACCAGGCAGAGGAGCUCUAUCCUGUCUAUGUGAUGGAAGGGGGUGAUGGGCCUCAGCUCCGGUUUGCAUUGAGCUCUGAUGAUGAGGAAGGACGCCCCUUGGCUGUUCGGAACCAGCAGCUUCUCUGCUAUACCUCGGAUAAUUCCGAACCUAGUGCGACUGUCAAGAUCGUGCCUAGCCAGGACUAA